AUGGAAGCGUUACGAAAGAAUGGUCCUUGUUGCAUAUGCAUCACCAAAAAUAAAAACUGUCCGAAAAAUUGCGAAUUUUCGGAGUAUUUUCCAUAUGAAUUGAAAGAUCAGUAUGAAAGUGCUAAUAAUUUGUUUGGCACUCCAAAUAUCAUUAAGACGAUGAGACGUGCUCCUGAGAAAGAAAAACAAAUGCUUGCAACUUCCAUAAUCGUGGAAGGUAAUGCAUGGACGAAAGAUCCAGUAAGGGGUGGAUUUGGCAUGGUGAGAAAUCUCAUGUGGAAGACUGUACUACACAAAGCCUACCUCCAUGAAUUGGAAGAAAAAAUUAAGGAAGGAAAGAAAAAGACCGAGCUUCAUCUUUAA
Messenger RNA from Capsella rubella, 363 nucleotides. RefSeq names its product LOB domain-containing protein 8. The record is from RefSeq and is a predicted model, not a curated record. NCBI's taxonomy places the organism in Eukaryota, Viridiplantae, Streptophyta, Magnoliopsida, Brassicales, Brassicaceae.